UAUUUAUUGAUGUUUUGUUAGUAUCGCUAAUACGUUUUCAAACAAUUUAAAGGUAAUAAAAAUAUGGAUAAGCAAGAUAUAAAAAAUCGUAAUGCUCUACUUUCGAUUGCUAAUGAAAUUAAAAAGUUUCAUUUGGAACGAAACGUGCGUGAUAAAAAACAUUUAAAUCCUAUAUUUGGUGAAUUUCGAUUGAACAAGACGAGUGUUAAAGCAAAGACAAAACUGUUAGCCACUCUCAAGAAGAAGUUGCAUAUUGCUUGUGUAUUCGCAAAGAUGCUCCUGACAAUCCAUUCAAAGAAAGGAAUAAAUACUUAUGAAUUACAUCAAGUUACUACCGUUAAACAUCCCACGAAUCCAGAAUGUAACUCGCGUAAAAUAAAUCAUAAUUUCACAUAUUCUACACUUAUUAAUAUGGCAUAUAACCAACUUUGUUCCAACAAAGACGAAAGCCGUGUACCAGAGAUUGAUAAAUUAAAAGAAAUUAUUUGUCAUUUGAAUACCACAGCUACCAUGCUAACCCAAGAAAAAUCGAAAUCUGAAAAUCUGGAGAGAAAAAACAGAUUUCUUGCAACGAAAUUAAUGCUGACUGAAAAUCAUCUACAAAAUGUAAUGAACCAAAACGACUUGUUUAAAAAGGAAAACCUUAAAUUGGUUAAACUUAUCAAUUGCCAAAACGAUUCAGCAUUAUACCCUAGCCCCAAAUUAAAUUCAGUUCUUUUAAAUGGCCAACAUAAUAUAAAAUUAUAUUUAUCAAAUAUGCAAUCGUUGGUGUAUGAUCAAACGAACAUGCUGAAAGAACUAGGGAGCUUGUCUAAAGAUAAUAUAUAAUAAGCUAACUCAACCCAAAAACACUAACUUUAUAAAUAGAUGUUCGCAUGUUGAAGAAUAUUUUCUUCAAAUUUCGAUAUCCUUACAAUAACGGAAUAAAUAAAAGUUUUCUAAAUUCACGGGAACUGCCAAAAAUGUCUUUAGAAAAAGCCAAGCAAGUGGCUGCAUACCGGGCAGUGGAUGAAUAUGUAAAAGGUCACUGUGUUUUUGGAGUUGGAAGCGGUUCAACUGUUGUAUACGCAGUACAACGAUUAGCUGAGAGAGUGGAAACAGAAAACUUGAAGGUAAUCUGUAUACCAACCUCUUUCCAAGCAAAACAAUUGAUUAUAAAAUAUAAUUUAACUCUUGGAGAGUUGGAAACACACCCAAACAUAGAUGUAACAAUAGAUGGAGCGGAUGAAGUAGAUUCGAAUAUGACAUUGAUAAAAGGUGGAGGAGGGUGCUUACUUCAAGAAAAAAUUGUUGCAUCAUGCUCAAAGAAAAUGAUAGUAAUAGCGGACUACACCAAAGAUUCUAAAAAACUUGGUGAUAGAUAUAAAAAAGGAAUUCCUAUUGAAGUUAUUCCUAUGGCUUAUGUUCCUAUUAAAAAUAAGGUUGUUGGAAUGUUUGGUGGUGAGAUAAAGCUACGCAGUGCAAUAGCUAAAGCAGGGCCUGUUGUUACGGACAAUGGAAACUUCAUUUUAGACUGGAUGUUUACAAAUCAAGAUUUAGAUUGGGAAAAAACAAGCACUAUCAUAAAGUUGAUGCCUGGUGUUGUUGAAAUUGGUUUAUUUGUUAAAAUGUGUGAAAAGGCAUAUUUUGGCCAAGCAGAAGGCACUGUUAUAGAAAGAUCUGUUUAGAUAGAUAAAUUUGUUAUCUCAAUGUUUUCUACCUUUUUAUAAAUUGUUUAUAAGUGAACUUUUAAAGAAGUAUUUAAUGUAUCUUUAUUUACAUUUAUUAAAUUUGUGGUACAUUUUGUCUAAAUAAAAAAUAUUUCAAGCGGUGUAUUUUAAU
Molecule: messenger RNA, 1821 nt
Organism: Pieris brassicae (large cabbage white)
Lineage: Eukaryota; Metazoa; Arthropoda; Insecta; Lepidoptera; Pieridae
Gene: Rpi
Product: ribose-5-phosphate isomerase
Exons: 4
Coding region: 876-1667 (263 amino acids)
Biological process (GO): D-ribose metabolic process; pentose-phosphate shunt, non-oxidative branch
Cellular component (GO): intracellular membrane-bounded organelle
Molecular function (GO): ribose-5-phosphate isomerase activity
Source: RefSeq, a predicted model, not a curated record